GGCAAUAGCGUGAGAUUCCAUGAAAAUCUGCCUAGCAUCGCUCGUCAACGUGCGCACAUAUGAAAAUACGACUUUCAAGAGAGUUGCAAGCAGUCGCGAGUUGUGAUAUACCGAGCUAUACUCUGAACGUCGGGUAAAUGGCGAAAUAUAUACGACGACACUAGGACAAAGUGAGAUCUUUUCGUCCAAAGGAGUGCUUCGUCGGUUCGUUGGUCCGAUUGAAUUCUCGUGUCGCUGACGGACCAAGCACGACGACACAGUUACGUUGUUUUUCGCAGUGGAAAACGACACGUCUUUGGAAGGAUGGCGACCUGACCCCUUCCGAAUAAUGGAAUACUGUGCACAACGAUUGUCAGUUUGAAAUACAUUCAAUUGGUGCUAUUAAGCUUACAAGAUGGCAGACGUUGAUCCUGAAACUUUAUUGGAAUGGCUUAGUAUAGGCCAAGGAGAUGAAAGGGACAUGCAGUUAAUUGCUCUAGAGCAAUUGUGCAUGUUACUACUUAUGUCUGACAAUGUUGAUCGAUGCUUCGAAUGCUGUCCUCCACGCACAUUUCUUCCUGCAUUAUGUAGAAUUUUUUUGGAUGAUUUUGCACCGGAUAACGUCUUAGAAGUGACCGCUCGAGCCAUUACAUAUUAUUUGGAUGUUUCUGCAGAAUGUACUCGCAGAGUUGUAGCUAUGGAAGGUGCUGUAAAAGCUAUUUGCAGUCGCCUAUCUGGAGCUGGAUUAGGUUCCAGAACUAGUCGGGAUUUAGCAGAGCAAUGCAUAAAGGUGUUAGAACUUGUUUGCGCGAGAGAAGCUGGUGCUGUAUUCGAAGCUGGUGGCCUUCCAUGUGCCUUGUGCUUUAUUCGAGAGCAUGGAGCUCGUGUUCAUCGGGACACGUUGCAUUCAGCAAUGGCUGUAGUUACCCGUUUAUGUGGAAAAGUGGAACCUCAAGAUAAAUCUUUGCCAGAUUGUGUUGAAGCUUUAUCAACGUUACUCAGACACGAGGAUGCACAUGUUGCCGAUGGCGCGCUUCGUUGUUUUGCAUCAUUAGCUGAUAGAUAUUCACGAAGAAAUACCGAUCCUGCUCCGUUAGCAUGCAAUGGAUUGGUUUCUGAACUCUUACACAGGCUAUCAAAUGCAGCAGGGCCUGGUACAUCGAUAGCAGCUACUUCUGGAAAUCCAAAGACGCCUCCACCUUCUAGUACAGCAUCAACAAUUCCUGCUCCAGAAGCAAAAUCUUGUGCUUCUGUUUCUACUAUAAUCAGUCUUCUAUCGACACUCUGUAGAGGAUCGCCUUCUAUAACGCAUGACCUUCUACGGUCCGAGCUACCAGACGCGAUUGAAAAAGCUUUGAAAGGAGAUGAGCGAUGUGCUCUUGAUUCCAUGAGAUUAGUCGAUUUAUUGUUGGUUUUACUAUUCGAAGGCAGAUCAGCGUUAGGUCGUAAUACAACUGGAGGUCCGCCAGGCCCUUUAAUACCACGAUUUAGGCGUUUAGAUAGUGCUGGAGAAAAGUCUCACAGACAAUUAAUUGACUGUAUUCGAUCUAAAGACACAGAAGCAUUAAUAGAAGCUAUAGAUUCUGGAGGCAUCGAAGUAAAUUUCAUGGAUGAUGUCGGGCAAACAUUGCUUAACUGGGCAUCUGCUUUUGGAACUCAAGAUAUGGUUGAAUUUUUGUGCUUUAGGGGAGCAGAUGUUAAUAAAGGUCAAAGAUCGUCUAGUCUGCAUUAUGCUGCUUGCUUUGGAAGACCAGCUAUUGCUAAAGUAUUACUUAAGUAUGGAGCGAAUCCCGAUUUACGAGAUGAGGAUGGAAAAACACCGUUAGAUAAAGCUAGAGAACGCGUAGAUGAAGGGCAUAGAGAAGUGGCAGCUAUACUGCAAUCUCCUGGAGAGUGGAUGUUACCAAAUCAAGAACACAGAAAGCCAGAAACUGAAACCGAAUUUACAGAACCGAAAGGUGAUCCCGAAAUGGCUCCGGUAUAUUUGAAAAGGCUUUUACCUGUAUUUUGUGCGACAUUUCAAUCGUCUAUGUUGCCCAGCGUUAGGAAAGCCAGUUUAAAUUUAAUUAGAAAGAUGGUCCAUUACAUUCAACCAGAAUUACUUGUCGAAACAUGUGGUUCUGAUAGAACAGGAGGUUGCGGAGCUAUGCUCGUGGAAGUGAUUGCCAAUGUACUGGACAACGAGGAGCUUGAGUUAAAAACAUCAUCACCACCACUUCCGCCUCUCAAGCCGUUAAUUGGCCAAAAAUUGCGUUGCCUCUCGUCGCGCAAGUCUUCCAGUUCCCUGAACUACAUUGUUGAUAAGACGGAGGAUGAAGAUGGACACUUAGUGGUUUUACAAAUGAUACAAGAUUUGAUGGUAAAAGGCAAAGAUGAAUUUCUAGAACAUUUCGCUCGUUUGGGAGUCUUUUCAAAAGUUGCUGCAUUAGCUGGACCACAAGAGACUACACCAGAACCAGAAGCUGAAACGAAUCAAUCCGGAGAAGAGCAAAGAAUGGAAGAUGCGAGAGAACUUUUGGUUGGAAGAGCUUAUCAUUGGAGAGAUUGGUGCAUUUGCAGAGGACGCGAUUGCUUAUAUGUCUGGUCCGAUGCGGCUGCUUUAGAAUUGUCAAACGGAAGUAACGGAUGGUUCAGGUUUAUACUUGAUGGGAAAUUAGCAACAAUGUACUCCAGUGGAAGUCCGGAAGGUGGAACAGAUACAUCAGGAAAAGGGAGGAACACAGAGUCCGUUGCCACCGAAGAGAAUCGUGGUGAAUUUUUGGAGAAACUGCAAAUAGCACGAAGUCAAGUAAAACCAAAUUCUGCGAGUCAGCCUGUGUUAUCGCGUCCUGGUGCGACUCGGUUAGUUGUAGGAAAUUGGGCAUUGUCCAGCAGAAAAGAAAACGAAUUAUGUAUACAUAAUAGCGACGGUCUACAACAAGCAACUAUUUUAAGAGAAGAUUUGCCAGGUUUUAUUUUUGAAUCGAACCGUGGUACAAAGCAUUCCUUCACUGCAGAAACAAGUUUGGGUCCAGAAUUUGCAGCAGGUUGGGCUGGUAAAAGAGGAAAGAGAUUAAGAUCUAAGAUCGAAGCCAUUAAGCAGAAAGUUAAAGUACAAGCUCAGGAGAUUUACGAACGUUACUUUAAGGCCGCUCAGGCUCAACCGCGUGGAGUAGUCGCUAAACUGGGAACCAUCGUUAGCCAAAUAGAAAAAGCUUGUCAAAAACAACAAUCUGGAAAUCGAGAAUGGCGUAAUAUAUUACAAAGUGCAUUAGAAGAACUUAAAAUUCUAUUAAACGAAGAGGGAAGAGUGUCUGCAUACGAAUUACAUUCUAGCGGUUUGGUACAAGCGUUGCUUGCUUUAUUAGCAGCUCCACCAGGACCACAACCACCGACCUUAAGAGCAACGAAGCUCAGAAUGCAACGAAUAGCAGUAUUUAAAAGUUGUUUUCACACGGCAGAUGUCAACAAAGAAUAUAACUCUGCUAAAAUUCUAGUCCAUAAAUUGGUUUCAGUUUUGGAAUCCAUUGAAAAAUUACCCGUUUAUUUGUACGAUACGCCAGGUUCGGGUUACGGAUUACAAAUUCUAACUAGGAGAUUACGUUUCCGUUUAGAAAAAGCAGCUGGUGAAAGCUCUUUAAUAGAUAGAUCUGGUCGAAGCUUAAAGAUGGAACCAUUGAGUACUAUACAGCAAUUAGAGAAUCAUUUGUUGAAAAUGGUAGCGAAACAAUGGCACGAUCACGAUAGAUCGACGUUUACAUUUGUAAAAAAACUGAAAGAGGGAAAUAGAAUCACCUUCAAAUAUCAAUACGACUUCGAUGAAAACGGUUUGUUGUACUGGAUCGGAACAAAUGCAAAAACUUGUUCAGAGUGGGUUAACCCGGGUCAAUACGGUUUGGUUGUCGUUACAUCGAGCGACGGAAGACAUUUGCCAUAUGGUCAUAUUGAAGACAUUCUAAGUCGGGAUCCAUCAGCGUUAAAUUGUCAUACAAACGAUGAUAAACGCGCGUGGUUUUCGAUCGAUUUAGGUGUCUGGAUUAUCCCAACUGCUUACACAUUGAGACACGCGAGAGGGUAUGGCAGAAGUGCGUUGCGAAAUUGGACGUUUCAGGCAUCGAAAGACGGUGUAACUUGGACUACACUCUAUGCUCACGUGGACGAUUCGUCGUUAAACGAACCCGGCAGUACAGCCACUUGGACGUUAGAACCACCGAUCGACGAAACACAAGGCUGGCGUCAUUUACGAUUACAACAAAUUGGGAAAAACGCUUCUGGUCAAACGCAUUAUUUGUCCGUAUCUGGAUUUGAAGUUUAUGGCGAAGUUACCGGAGUUUGCGAAGACUUAGGACGAGCGGCUAGAGAAGCCGAGGCUGGAGUUCGAAAACAACGAAGAUUAAUUAAAUCUCAAGCACUUCGUCAUUUCGUUGCUGGUAGUAGAGUAGCUAGAGGCUUGGAUUGGAAGUGGAGAGAUCAAGAUGGUGUACCACCAGGUGAAGGAACUGUAACAGGGGAACUGCACAAUGGUUGGAUAGACGUAACAUGGGAUCAUGGUGGUUCCAAUUCUUAUAGAAUGGGCGCAGAAGGGAAAUACGAUCUGAGAUUAGUUGGUAUUGGCCUUGAUACAGAUAACGGGACAAAAAGUAAAAGUGCUAGUGGAGUUUUAACAGGACGAAAAUCUAGCAGUACUCCUAGUUUACCAGAUUGUACUGAUACCGCGAUGCGUGGUUCAGUAGCGUCAACAGAUCAAGCAGCAAGCGCUGACAAUUUGGCAGCUAAGCAAGCCGCCGAAUCGAUAGCAGAAAGUGUGUUAUCGGUAGCUCGCGCUGAGGCGGUUGUUGCUGUAACCGGUGAAGGUGGAGCAAACUCGACGAGUGAAUUGUCUGUUGUAUUACAUCCAAGGCCCGACACUACCGUGACAAGUGAUCUGGCAACAAUCGUUGAGAGUCUUGCCCUUAACACUGACUGCCCUGCCAACAGUAACAGCAAUCGUGCAUCUAGUAGUUCAAAGCCAUUGUUUCCUAGUGUGCGAGGGAAUAAGCAAGUAGUAAGUUUACUGAGUUUGGAUGCUGCUGAAGCUCUGGACCGUGUCAGAGAAGGAGCCGACAGAUUACGCAAUAACACUAAUAGCUUUUUAAGUGGAGAGUUACUUAGUUUGGUGCCUGUAAGAAUCAGUGUAUCGGGUGAAUCCGAGGAAAAUUCAUUGAGGAUUAAACCAGUGCAAAGGCAUCAUUCUGGAAUUGCUGAUGCUGCUAAAGAAUGCAGCCGGGACAAAGAAGCUAGUUCAUCAACGCAAAAUACAACAGGAGGGUGUCCUGUUGUUGUUACCAAUCCCAUGUCUGUGUCUGUUCCCAACCUUGCUUGUUCAGAUACUAAUAGUGCUUUGGAAUCAACAACUGCUACUGGUUUAUUGGAAACUUUCGCCGCAAUGACUCGAAGACGAACAUUGGGACCUACCGGUGGACAGCACAUUGCUUCAAAUUCCAAUACUGGUUCAAAUUCACGCGGACCUAGUUCUGUGUCGAGUUUAGUUCGACUCGCUCUGAGUCCUAAUUUUCCUGGUGGAUUACUAAGUACUGCGCAAAGCUAUCCAAGUUUAACCAGCAGUGGUCAAGUAGCUGGUAGCGGUGUUACGACAACGACCGGACCUGGCUUAGGACAAGCUCUCACAAUGUCAUUGACCAGUACAAGCAGCGACAGCGAACAGUUAUGGCUGCAGGUUAGUCUUGAGGACUUUUUGGAAUCUUGUGGAGGUGUUGCGAGUUCCAGUGCCGGUGGAGGUAGAGCAGGAGGUGGACCAACUCUUUUGACUGAAUUAGAGGACGACGAAGAUGGCGUUCUCGAAGAGGAAGAAGAUAACGAUGAGAACGAUCAAGAAGAAGAUGAUGAAGAGAACGAAGAAGAAGGAGAUGGUUGCGAAGCCGAUUAUGAAGAGGUAAUGGUAAGUCGCAACUUACUGGCGGCGUUUAUGGAAGAAGAAACUCCUCAAAGCAGUAAGAGACGUGCCUGGGAUGACGAGUUUAUUCUGAAACGUCAUUUCUCAGCUUUGAUUCCUGCCUUCGAUCCACGACCUGGUCGAACAAAUAUUAAUCAGACAACAGAUUUAGAAGUUCCACCACCUGGCAGUGAAACUCAAUCGAGCGCACGCGUAGGAUCAUUGCCUAUGCCUAGGCUUUCUUUGACAUUGAAGGGUCCAGGACUUCCGGGCGUGACAGACGUUGAAUUACCACUUACAGAACCACAUGCCAGUAUUUUCCAAGCAGUGCAGGAAUUAAUGCAAUUAACAGAACUAGGAAGUCGACAAGAAAAGCUAAGAAGAAUAUGGGAACCAACUUACACUAUAAUAUACAAAGAAGCUAGGGACGAGGAAUCAUCUGGAAGGGCAACGCCAAUUGUAACAUUGUAUUCUCGUAGUACCACUCAAAAUUCUUCAGUGUGCACCGUAGAAGAUGUUUUGCAACUCUUGAGACACGUUUAUGUAUUAAGUACUACUCGCGAUGAUGGUAAACACGCCGAUUACGAAGAAUCCGAGGAGUCGACGUGUUGGGUUCAUCCGGACGACUUUACUUCAAAGAAAAUCACAAACAAAAUAGUACAACAAAUUCAAGAUCCCUUAGCACUAGCUGCGGGGGCGUUACCAAAUUGGUGCGAAGAAUUGGCAAGGAGUUGUCCAUUUUUGUUACCAUUCGAAACUAGACGAUUAUACUUUAGUUGUACUGCAUUCGGAGCAUCACGAUCAAUCGUGUGGCUUCAAACUCAAAGAGACGCUGUUCUCGAACGACAAAGGGCACCUGGUUUAAGUCCACGACGCGAUGACAGUCACGAAUUUCGCGUAGGGAGACUAAAACACGAAAGGGUCAGUGUACCUAGGGGAGAGAAAUUAUUAGACUGGGCAGAACAAGUACUAAAGGUACACGCAAGUCGAAAGAGUAUACUAGAAGUUGAGUUCGUUGGCGAAGAAGGUACUGGUCUUGGGCCAACGCUGGAAUUCUUCGCGUUAGUUGCUGCAGAGUUACAACGCAAAGAUUUGGGUUUGUGGUUGUGCGAUGACGAAGACACACCUGAAACUGAACAGUCUCGAGUUUCUGGAGAGCAAGUACGACCUGCAGGAUAUUAUGUAACUCGACCAAGUGGUUUAUUCCCUGCUCCAUUGCCGCAAGAUUCUCUAGCUUGUGACCGCGCCGUUCGAUACUUCUGGUUUUUGGGUGUGUUCUUGGCAAAAGUUUUGCAGGAUAAUAGAUUAGUUGAUUUACCAUUGUCCCGUCCGUUCUUAAAAUUAAUGUGCCACGGAGACAUCACAAACAAUGUGAAUGAGAAGAUUGGCCUUACCGGUGUUACUCAAGAAAGUAUGUCGUCCAGUAUGUCGAGUAGUUUUAUAUCGGAAGAGGGUGAGGCAGAUGCAGCAUACACGUCGUUAGAACCUUCGCCAUGGUAUGCUGGCUUAUUGGACAUCGAGGAUCUCGUACUUGUGGACUCUGUGAGAGGUCAAUUUCUAAAAGAAAUACAAACUGCGACUAAUAAACGCGAUAGAACUUUCUCCGAUGGACGAAGCUCUGCCGACGAAGAGACAUCGCUAUAUAUUACACAUCCAUCCGGAAUGUCAGUUCCUAUCGAGGAUUUGGCUUUAACGAUGACCUACUCUCCAAGUUCUAAAAUUUUUGAACACGAUCAGUUGGAGUUGGUAGAAGGUGGUGCAGAAGUUUCGGUUACCAUGGAAAAUGCAAGAGAAUAUUCUGAAAUGACGAUUAAUUAUUGUCUCGACCGAGGAAUUUCUAGACAACUCGAAUCAUUCAGAUCCGGUUUCUCAAAGGUCUUUCCGAUGGAAAAACUGCACGCUUUUAGCCCAGAAGAAAUUAGGGCUAUGCUUUGCGGAGAACAAAAUCCACAAUGGACCAGAGAAGAUUUGCUCAAUUAUACUGAGCCGAAACUGGGUUACACGAAAGAAAGUCCUGGAUUCCAGAGAUUUGUCAACGUUCUAGUUUCAUUGACUGGCCCAGAGAGAAAGGCUUUUUUACAGUUCGCAACUGGAUGUUCAGCUUUACCUCCUGGAGGAUUAUGUAAUUUACAUCCUAGAUUGACUGUAGUGCGAAAGGUGGACGCUGGUUCAGGUGGUUAUCCCUCUGUUAACACCUGUGUUCAUUAUUUAAAAUUACCGGAGUACCCUACCGAAGAACAACUUAAAGAAAGACUCUUGGCUGCGACCAAGGAAAGAGGAUUUCACUUAAAUUAAUCUUGUUUCUGCUCAGGCAAGGAACUGCUAUGAUAAUAUAAUCAGAAAUACUCGCUCUUAAAGUGUGCGAAUCGAACUUUGCUUGACAGAUUGAAUCGUGCAGUCUUCAUACGAAAGCAGAGUCUGGCCUUGAUGUUAUUUAAAAACCUUAAAAUAAUUGUCCAAUAGGAAUCAGAUUUUAUAUACAACCUGGAACGGAUACGUGCGUAUCAUUUAAACCUGUUUAAAUGAAAUCAAUGAGGUUACUCGAUGCAUUGUGAAUUUUCGAACACGUAAGUCGUGUCUUUAAUCUUGGGCUUAAAUUUGUACAUUUUAAAAGAAAUUUAUAAUGAAACAAAUAGUGUCCAACUAUAUCGUUCGAUUUCUCGUUAUUCAUCUAAGAUUCUUUAAUAAGGAACUACUUUUUAAAUCUAUACUGUAACAUUCGUUACAGUGCAGAAUAGCGCGUUAACCUAUAAUAAAUAAUAAAAGGAUCGAUAUACAUAUAAUUUGACAGAUUCUUGCAGGUUAUCCGUUCCAAGUGUUGGUCAUGCGAUAUGAGUUUUGUCCGAUACAAUAGAAAUUGUAUUUUCUCAAGAAAUGUAAUUCAUGCGAGUCGUUUCAAGUAUAUUUGCUGUCCUUGUGGAACAAGAACUUUACAGUUCCUCAUUUUAGAACGAAUGUUCGUACUGUCUUCUUUGUGAAGUAUUGUUGUGCUUGGAAAGUGAUUCGUAUUGUAAGAAAAGAGGCACCUUUGAUGAAAAUUUCUAUUUUCUUUAUCAGAAUGCCUCUUGCGGUACACAUGCACGUUGUUAAAACGCGCGAGAUGUAAAUCAAAAUUGACUUGUGCAAAGUGCUAAGUUUUUAUUAAUCACAAUAAGAAUGAUGUUUUUUAGCAUCUAGACCAAUUUUCACAGCUUCAAAUGCUUGUCCUUUUGUCCGAAUAUUAGCGCAUCACCAACCUUCUAAAGACGCACGAAUGUCUUUUAAACAUAAGUAAAAAUGGAGCAAGAAAAGUAUGAGGUGUAAAACAUUCUGAUGAAAGCGUUACGAAGACUUGGCAAGCUGAGCACUCUGCAUCUUUGUACAAUAUGCUACUUAAUGCUCACUCGAUAAUUAUAAUUAUAGGUGGAAAUCAGUAUACUUGUAAUAAUA
Messenger RNA from Hylaeus volcanicus, 9319 nucleotides. RefSeq names its product E3 ubiquitin-protein ligase HECTD1 (gene Ufd4). The record is from RefSeq and is a predicted model, not a curated record. NCBI's taxonomy places the organism in Eukaryota, Metazoa, Arthropoda, Insecta, Hymenoptera, Colletidae. Gene Ontology annotation, biological process: protein K63-linked ubiquitination; proteasome-mediated ubiquitin-dependent protein catabolic process; anatomical structure development. Gene Ontology annotation, molecular function: protein binding; ubiquitin protein ligase activity; metal ion binding. The coding region runs from base 395 to 8185 and encodes 2596 amino acids. The transcript has 21 exons. Gene Ontology annotation, cellular component: nuclear speck.